AGGGGCGGGGCCGACGCCGGCGGCGGGCGGGGUUCGCAGCUCUGCUCCUCCGAGAGCAGCUGGGGCCGCGGUGCUGGAGCUGGAACCGGAGCCGGAGUCCGCGCCAGAGUCGGAACCCGGGGCUGGGCCGGAGCGGGCUCCAUCGACAUGGGGUCCGCAGACUCCAAGCUGAACUUCCGGAAGGCUGUGAUCCAGCUGACCACCAAGACGCAGCCCGUGGAAGCCACCGAUGAUGCUUUCUGGGACCAGUUCUGGGCAGACACGGCCACCUCGGUGCAAGAUGUCUUUGCGCUGGUGCCAGCAGCAGAGAUCCGGGCUGUGCGGGAGGAGUCACCCUCUAACCUGGCCACUUUGUGCUACAAGGCUGUGGAGAAACUGGUCCAAGGAGCAGAGAGUGGCUGCCACUCGGAGAAGGAGAAGCAGGUCGUCCUGAACUGCAGCCGGCUGCUCACCCGAGUGCUGCCUUACAUCUUCGAGGACCCCGACUGGAGGGGCUUCUUCUGGUCCACAGUGCCCGGGGCAGGGCGUGGAGGGGGUGAAGAGGAAGAUGAGAACGCUCGACCCUUGGCCGAGUCCUUGCUCCUGGCCAUCGCCGACUUGCUCUUCUGCCCAGACUUCACCGUGCAGAGCCACCGGAGGAACAACGUGGACUCAGCAGAAGAUGUCCAUUCCCUGGACAGCUGUGAAUACAUCUGGGAGGCUGGUGUGGGCUUCGCUCACUCCCCACAGCCCAACUACAUCCACGACAUGAACCGGAUGGAGCUGCUGAAGCUGCUGUUGACAUGCUUCUCAGAGGCCAUGUACCUGCCCCCAUCUCCAGAGAGUGGCAGCACCAACCCCUGGGUUCAGUUCUUUUGUUCCACAGAAAACAGACACGCACUGCCUCUCUUCACCUCGCUCCUCAACACCGUGUGUGCCUAUGACCCUGUGGGCUACGGGAUCCCCUACAACCACCUGCUCUUCUCCGACUACCGCGAGCCCCUGGUGGAGGAGGCUGCUCAGGUGCUUAUCGUCACCUUGGACCAUGACAGUGCCACCAGCACCACCCCCACUGUGGAUGGCACCACCACGGGCACUGCCAUGGAUGAUGCUGAUCCUCCAGGGCCUGAGAACCUGUUUGUGAACUACCUGUCCCGCAUUCAUCGUGAGGAGGACUUCCAGUUCAUCCUCAAGGGGAUAGCCCGGCUGCUGUCUAACCCCCUGCUCCAGACCUACCUUCCCAACUCCACAAAGAAAAUCCAGUUCCACCAGGAACUGCUCGUUCUCUUCUGGAAACUCUGUGACUUCAACAAGAAAUUCCUCUUCUUUGUACUGAAGAGCAGCGACGUGCUGGAUAUCCUGGUCCCUAUCCUCUAUUUUCUCAACGACGCCCGGGCAGAUCAAUCUCGGGUGGGCCUGAUGCACAUCGGGGUCUUCAUCCUGCUGCUUCUGAGUGGGGAGAGGAACUUUGGGGUACGACUGAACAAGCCCUACUCAGUGCGAGUGCCCAUGGACAUCCCUGUCUUCACCGGCACACAUGCAGAUUUGCUCAUCGUGGUAUUCCACAAAAUCAUCACCAGUGGUCACCAGCGGCUGCAGCCCCUCUUCGACUGCCUGCUCACCAUUGUGGUCAACGUGUCGCCCUACCUCAAGAGCCUGUCCAUGGUGACUGCCAACAAGCUGCUACACCUGCUGGAGGCCUUCUCCACCACCUGGUUCCUCUUCUCCGCGUCCCAGAACCACCAUUUGGUCUUCUUCCUCCUGGAGGUCUUCAACAACAUUAUCCAGUACCAGUUUGAUGGCAAUUCCAACCUGGUCUACGCCAUCAUCCGAAAGCGUGGAGUCUUCCACCAGCUGGCCAACCUGCCCACUGACCCACCCUCCAUCCACAAGGCCCUUCAGCGGCGGCGGAGGACACCGGAGCCCCUGUCCCGCACUGGCUCCCAGGAGGGUGCUUCCAUGGAGGGGUCCCGCCCCGCCGCCCCUGCAGAACCAGGCACUCUUAAGACCAGCCUGGUGGCCACCCCAGGCAUUGACAAGCUGACAGAGAAAUCCCAGGUUUCAGAGGAUGGAACCUUGAGAUCCCUAGAGCCUGAAUCCCAGCCAAGCUCUGCAGAAGGCAGCCCGUCUGAGGGGGAGCCCAGCCAAACAUGGAGAGAUCAGCGGCGAUUGUCCAGCACAUCGGCCAGUGGCCAGUGGAGCCCAACAUCAGAUUGGAUCUUGUCCUGGAAGUCCAAGCUGCCUCUGCAGACCAUCAUGCGCCUGCUGCAGGUGUUGGUCCCCCAGGUGGAGAAGAUCUGUAUUGACAAGGGCCUGACGGACGAAUCUGAGAUUCUGAGGUUCCUGCAGCAUGGUACCCUAGUGGGACUUCUGCCUGUACCCCACCCCAUCCUUAUCCGGAAGUACCAGGCGAACUCAGGCACUGCCAUGUGGUUCCGAACCUACAUGUGGGGUGUCAUCUAUUUGAGGAAUGUGGACCCACCCGUCUGGUAUGACACAGAUGUGAAGCUGUUCGAGAUCCAGCGGGUGUGAGGAUGGAGACCCGAGGGAAUAGGGCCAGGAGGGCUGGUCCUAGACCCCAGGCUUCCCAACCCAUUGUUCCGAGCUUUAAAGGACCAUUAUCAGGGCAAGUACAGUGGUUGGUCCUGGAUGGCAGGUCUCAGGAGCCCAUUGUGGCUGGAGAUGACAGGGAGAAAGAAAAAAAAAGUGCCCCUCUGCCCUCUAGACUGUUCUCCUAGGAGCCUUUUGUCUCCAGAGAUGCAAGCCCCACCAGAGCCCUUGCCCACGCCAGCUCCUCCUUCAAGACCUGCCCUUGUGCCAGCGGCUGCUCCUGGAGGCUGCCAGGUCACAGUGCCCUAAUUAGGUUUUCCCAAAAAGGAGCCAUGUGCUGUCCCUUGGGGCACCUGGUCAUGAUGAAGGAAGUCCUGGCUACCUAGCCUGAGACUACUGUUCUAGGCCCUUUCCCUGCCGGGGCCCUUGGGGAAAGAAUGGCUGAGCUGCUGGCCAAGGAGGCUGGGGGCUGGCAGCUUAUGAAGCAGGACUGGCGAGUGGGCUUUAGGGACCUGGAGUGGGGUAUGGAGGGUCCACUGUUACCGUCUUCGGGCCGGUGGGUAUUGCCUGACUGCUGGGGCCCGAAGGAUGUCAGUGCCCCUGCCCUAUCCACUGCCCGGGCGGUGGGGUACCACAUUCUACCAUCCCCAGCUCUGGCCUCUAGGUCUCCCCUGCCCCCACCUGUCAGUACAAUCUUUGCUCUGUACAAUCGGCCACUUUACACAAUAAAAUGUCUCUCUCUGUG
Molecule: messenger RNA, 3274 nt
Organism: Peromyscus maniculatus bairdii (prairie deer mouse)
Lineage: Eukaryota; Metazoa; Chordata; Mammalia; Rodentia; Cricetidae
Gene: Hid1
Product: HID1 domain containing
Cellular component (GO): Golgi trans cisterna; Golgi medial cisterna; membrane
Source: RefSeq, a predicted model, not a curated record